Messenger RNA from Phytophthora sojae, 1544 nucleotides. RefSeq lists its product as hypothetical. The transcript has a single exon. Bases 9 to 1544 code for a protein of 511 amino acids. Gene Ontology annotation, biological process: maturation of SSU-rRNA from tricistronic rRNA transcript (SSU-rRNA, 5.8S rRNA, LSU-rRNA). Gene Ontology annotation, cellular component: nucleolus; small-subunit processome. Lineage: Eukaryota; Oomycota; Peronosporomycetes; Peronosporales; Peronosporaceae. The record is from RefSeq and is a predicted model, not a curated record.
AUCGAGCUAUGGGACGCAAGGCGAGGCACUCAGCGCGCACGGGCGACGGCGGCGCGGAGGUGCGUCUGCGCAAGAAGCAGCUGAAGGAGGCGCAGCAGGCGCAGAAGCAGGCGGAGCUCACGUUCUACGACGACCCGUCCGAGAACGAGAGCGACGGCGAGCAGUUCGAGUCCGAGGACGACGACGAGCUGGCGGGCCAGGAGGUGCUGGAGCUGGGCGAAGGCGAGGAGGAUGAAGACGAUGAUGACGAAGAGGAGGGCAUGGACGAUGACGACGACGUGAACGCGUUCGACGCCGAGGGCGAGCGCAAGAAGGCCAUGCAGAUGGAGGGCAAGUGGGGCAAGUCCCGCAAGACCUUCUACUCCGCCGACACGGCCGAGUACGAGUUCGAGUCGGACGAGGAGAUCGCCAAGGACGAGGAGGAGGCGGCUCUGGAGCUACAGCGCAAGCAGGCGGAGAUGAUGGACGACGAGGACUUUGGCAUCGACGAGCCGGAGGCCGAUGGAGACGAGGAUGAUAAAGAGGAGGAGGAGGAGAACGGGGCCGCCCCCGUGGACGACGAGGAUCUGGUGGGCGAGCAGCUCGCGGACAUUGCCACCCUGGCGGACAAUGGCGCGGGCGGCGCGGAGACCGUGGAGCAGGUACACAAGGACUUCUCCAAGAUGACCAAGAAGGACAAGCUGCAGAUCGUGAACCAGUCGGCGCCCGAGCUGCUGGGCCUCAUGUCCGAGCUCGAGGCGACCACGAAGGAGCUGGAGGAGGUCGUCACGCCCGCGGUCAUGAAGCUGCGCCCCGUGCGCCGCAAGUCGCGUCAGCUGCAGAUGGGUCUGCGCUACCUCAUGACCCGCCAGAACCUGCUGCUCAACUACUCGGCCAACAUCUCGUUCUACCUGCUGCUGCGUGCCGAGGGCAAGAGCGUGUCGGACCACCCGGUGCUCAUGCACUUGCUGCUGCUCAAGAAGCAGCUCAACAAACUGCAGGAUAUCAACGAGGUAUUGGACGACCAGCUGCAGGAUCUGCUCACGAAGGAGCUGCCAGCGGAGCGGGAGCCCAAGACCGAUGACGGCCUCGAUAAGUUCUUUGCCAAGUCGGAGCGCAAACGCAGCGCCGACGGCGAGAAGGUCUCGGCCAAGAAGUCGAAGAAGCAGAUGAAGGCAGCGGAGGUAUCAGAGGAGGAGCUGGCGGAAGCCCAGCGGUUCUACGAGCAGACCACGCGCGACCAGGCGGAGCUCAAGAAGGCCAAGAAGGACUUCUACACGCACGAGAACCCUGCGCUUGCGUCCAGCGACGAGGACAGCGACAUGGAGGGCGAGGGUGGCAAGCGCGGCGCGUCGUACCAGAUCAUGAAGAACAAGGGCCUGAAGGCGCACAAGAGCAAGCUGAACCGCAACCCGCGCGUCAAGAAGCGCAUGCAGUACCGCAAGGCUGUCAUCAGAAGAAAGGGCCAGGUGCGCGACGUGCGCGUGGGCGAGGCCGGCAAGUACGGAGGCGAAACCACGGGUAUCAAGUCGAACCUCUCACGCAGUCGCAAGAUCCGCAACUAA